AAAAAAGGGAGAAAAAAUAAUUCCUUCCCUGCAACCUUCUUCCUUUCAUCGUAUUCUUCGAUUACAUCGACCUCCUCCGUCAGGGUAAACUGCCGUUGAUCAUUGUCAUCCUCCUCCACCGCCACCGGAGGGUCUUCUCAAUUCGUUCCUGUUCCCCCCUUCGGCGGAAUCAGAGAAAGCUCUCAAACAGGGCUAGCUCAUCUGAAGUGCCUUCGCUUCUCUUCUGCAGAUGUUGUUUUCUCAAUCGUUAUCAGCAAAAUGGCAGACCUUUUCACUCAGACCGCGAGCACGCAGCUGUAUCGGAUGUUUCUGGCCGUUCUCUUCUUCCACACAUCAGAAUUCAUUCUAGCAGUUUCCAUACAUGGGAGAUCAAAGGUUUCGCUGAGCUCACUUCUCAUCAGCAGAGGCUAUCUAGUCGCCAUGGCUUUCUCAGUAUUGGAGUACGCAUUUGAAAUAUGGAUGUUUCCCGACCUGAAAGAACAUUGGGGGAUCAGCAAUUUAGGCCUUGUCAUGGUUCUGAUUGGGGAGAUAAUAAGGAAGCUCGCCAUUAUAACCGCUGGACAAGCGUUUACUCAUCUCAUCAGGACCCGUCAUGAGGAGCAGCACGAGCUGGUUACUCAUGGAGUGUACGGCCUUGUUCGUCACCCUAGUUAUUCAGCUUUCUUGAUCUGGGCAGUGGGUACUCAGGUCAUGCUGUGCAAUCCUGUCUCGACAGUUGGAUUUGCUGCUGUUGUGUGGCGUUUCUUCUCGAAGAGGAUACCAUAUGAGGAGUACUACUUGAGGCGGUUUUUCGGGUCGAAUUAUCUUGAUUACGCUAAACGGACACCUUCUGGGGUUCCGUUUGUGAAGUGA
Linum tenue is the source of this 852-nucleotide messenger RNA. NCBI's taxonomy places the organism in Eukaryota, Viridiplantae, Streptophyta, Magnoliopsida, Malpighiales, Linaceae. The record is from the annotation of a GenBank genome assembly.